AUCAGAGGGAACGCUCGGCCCCUCGACGUCAGUCUCCUUUCCUCUCGGCCAAUCAGAUUAUCCGAUAUUAGUGUACUUCACCCGCUCAGCCACCUCUCACCCAGGUAGACGGGACUUACGGCGGAAAGGCCUCUCUCCUGACCCACAGCCAGCUUGUGUCAUCUUUCAGGAUGGUGGUGAACAGUACUGCAAACAUUUUGAGCUCUGCCUAUCUUGCAGUCGAGUAUGUCGAUGCUGUUCUGCCAGAAAACCCAUUCCAGCCCUCCCUGAAAAACGCCUGGGGCUACAUGCUGGACAACUACACCAAGUUCCAGAUUGCAACCUGGGGGUCGCUCAUUGUCCAUGAGUUCAUCUAUUUCCUGUUCUGCCUGCCGGGUUUUCUCUUCCAGUUUAUGCCCUUUAUGCAGAAAUACAAAAUUCAACAGGACAAGCCAGAGACCUGGGAGAAACAGUGGAGAUGUUUCAAGAUGCUGCUCUUUAACCAUUUCUGCAUCCAGCUGCCUUUGAUCUGUGGCACAUACUACUUCACCGAGUACUUCAAUAUUCCCUACGACUGGGACUCGAUGCCACGCUGGCCCUAUCUCCUGGCUCAGUGCUACGGCUGUGCUGUUGUUGAGGACGCCUGGCAUUAUUUCCUUCAUCGCCUGUUGCAUCACCGCCGGAUCUACAAAUACAUCCACAAAGUUCACCAUGAUUUCACCGCCCCGUUCGGCAUGCAGGCAGAAUACGCUCACCCUGCUGAGACCAUCAUCCUCGGGGCUGGCUUCUUCAUCGGCAUCAUGAUCUUCUGCAACCAUGUGUUCUUACUCUGGGCCUGGGUGGCCUUCCGUCUGAUGGAGACCAUCGAUGUUCACAGUGGUUACGACAUCCCUUUGAACCCGCUCCACCUGAUCCCGUUCUACGCCGGCGCUCGUUUCCAUGACUUCCACCACAUGAACUUCGUCGGGAACUACGCCUCCACCUUCACCUGGUGGGACAAGCUGCUGAAGACAGACAGCCAGUACAACAACUACAUGGAGAAGCAGGCAGAUAAGAAGGAGCAGUAAAAACGCUCACGCUUCCCAUCACGGACUCACACUUAUGCUGUCAGGUGGAGAAGAGGCAGUGAGCCGUACAGACAAAAACACGCAAUUACUGCUGAUUUUCAUCUCUGUAUACUUUUUGAAAAACAUGCAAAAGGUGUUUAAAAAGUGAGUCAGCACGUCUGUGGUUUGAUUAUGAAUCAGACUGUGUGCUGACUUCAGUCUGCCUUCUGUGCCUUCUUAAAAAGGAAGCAUUGUUUUUGUCAACAGCUCGAUGAAUAGAAACCAUCAAGUCUUCAUUUGCUUUGUUAUCAAAAGAAAUAAGGCUUAAACUUAAAUGCUUCUGUAACCCUCUGAAUGUCUCAGCACUUUAGCACUUCCUCUUUAGUUGAUCUGAGGCAGUCUUUCCUUCCUGCAGCUGAAGCUGCAGCUCGGUGGGAACUGCCUAAAUUCAAUGCAGACUUCUUAAAAUAAGACAGUCAGGCGUGUUUGAUGCAAACUCGUGUAUAUUCUUGAUAAAAAGGGGAUGUGUUCUAGGUCGUUCAAACGUGUAAAAAUAAUUAAAUGCUGCUUUAAUUUUAUACAAAAGUAAACCAUUUUAGUUGUUUUUGUGUUUUUGUCAGAAUAAAAUAUGUGAACAAAUUUAAGCAGGA
Molecule: messenger RNA, 1675 nt
Organism: Archocentrus centrarchus (flier cichlid)
Lineage: Eukaryota; Metazoa; Chordata; Actinopteri; Cichliformes; Cichlidae
Gene: msmo1
Product: methylsterol monooxygenase 1
Exons: 6
Coding region: 171-1046 (291 amino acids)
Biological process (GO): lipid biosynthetic process
Molecular function (GO): oxidoreductase activity; iron ion binding
Source: RefSeq, a predicted model, not a curated record